Molecule: messenger RNA, 719 nt
Organism: Striga asiatica
Lineage: Eukaryota; Viridiplantae; Streptophyta; Magnoliopsida; Lamiales; Orobanchaceae
Source: the annotation of a GenBank genome assembly
GAGAGAGAGAGAGAGAGGGGAGAUUUAGUGGGAGAUUAAUGGCCGAGGAGAGUAAGAAAUCAAGUGUGGUAAAGCACAUACUGCUGGCAAAGUUCAAAGAAGAAGUGUCUGAACAAAAGAUUGAAGAAUGCAUAAAGCAAUACGCAAACCUUGUUAAUCUCAUACCUUCUAUGAAGUCCUUCGCUUGGGGAAAAGAUGUGAGCGUAGAGAAUUUAAAUCAAGGUUUCACUCAUGUAUUCGAGUCCACAUUCGAGAGCACACAAGGCAUAGCUGAGUAUCUUGUUCAUCCGGACCAUGAGGCCUACGGUAUUAUAUUGCGACCUCUACUCGAGAAUGUCAUCACUAUCGAUUACGAACCGAUUGACGUCAAACUCUAAAAGAAAUCAAACAUAAGUAAGUUAGUCCUUGAUGGACUCCCUCAUUAUUAGUUUUCUUCAUCACUAUGUAUAUAAAUACAAACUUCAUUCAUGCUCUUGUUUCCAUCUCUAAGUCUAAACUUUUUGGCGGUCAUUCUAUACAACUUUGGUUAAUUUAAAUGUCUAUUUGUAUCGUAUGUUACAUCAAUUGGUUUGCGAUUGCAUUAUGGUUGAUAUAUUCAGUGAUUCGCUAACUUCUCUCAAUUAUUAGGCCCGACUGUAAGAAUAUUUUAUAUUCUUCUAUUAUUGUGGACCAUAUUAUUAGUUGGACCUAAUUGAAUUAAUAGCUAAACUUAAUUAAGG